Molecule: messenger RNA, 1857 nt
Organism: Anguilla anguilla (European eel)
Lineage: Eukaryota; Metazoa; Chordata; Actinopteri; Anguilliformes; Anguillidae
Gene: fam20a
Product: FAM20A golgi associated secretory pathway pseudokinase
Exons: 11
Coding region: 40-1665 (541 amino acids)
Cellular component (GO): Golgi apparatus
Molecular function (GO): protein serine/threonine kinase activator activity
Source: RefSeq, a predicted model, not a curated record
GAGGCGCCGCGGCUGCACACAGACCCACGCGCGCGGACCAUGUGGAUGAGAAGGGACAGGCUGCUGGUGACCCUCACCCUGGCCGCCGUCUUCAGCGCAGAUGUAUACUUCGUGCUGCUGCCCAAGCUGCGGGAGAAGUACCCGUGGGACAGGUGCACCUGUCCCGCCGCCGGGGUCGCCAACAUCAGCCUGGGUGACAGUGAGGUGCCUCAGUGGCCCCCCAACUCUUCCACUGUCACCAGGGGCUCUGCGGGGGGACUUGGGGUUACCGCAGUUCCCGUGGAGACCGGAGGGAAGACAUGGGGGUCCAAGCUGGAGAAGCUGUUUGCCCACCCACUCUACAACAUCCGCAGCCCUGACCCGGGCCCCGAAGAGGUGCUGGUCCAGCCCGAGGAGCUGAUGGGCUACUACAAGAGGAAGGUGUCCCGCUGGGAGAGACAUCAGAAAUUCUACAAAGACGUGGUAGCAGCCACCAACAUUUCCCUACCUAUUCAGGAGAUUACAUUUGACCCAGAGGUCAGCUGGCUCAAGUUCCACAUGAGGAUCAACAAAUAUGCACUAUAUACCCGGGAUGACCCUAACAUAAAGCGCCUCCUGCAGGAUAUGCUCAACGCGAAGGUCGUCAAUGCAGAUUACACCCAGGAUGAGAAAGCUCUCAAAGGGGCGUGUGACUGCUCCCAAGUGGUAAAGCCCAGUGGACAUCACCUGAAGCUGGCUUUGAAACUGAAGGACUUUGGCAAAGCCAUGUUCAAACCCAUGAGGCAGGAGAGAGACCAGGAGACACCACAGGACUUUUUUUAUUUUGUUGACUUCCAAAGACACAAUGCUGAAAUAGCUGCUUUCCACCUGGACAGAAUAUUAGACUUCCGAAGAGUGCCCCCAGUGGUAGGGAGGUUAAUCAACGUCACACGGGAUAUCCUGUUCACCACUCACAAUGACGACCUACGGAGCGUCUUCUUCACCUCUCCAGCAAACAACACCUGCUUCUUUGCCAAGUGUCUGUACGUGUGCAAGACUGAGUAUGCAGUGUGUGGCAACCCUGACAUGCUGGAGGGCUCUUUGUCUGCCUACCUGCCAGGUCUGAGCAUAGCACCACGCAUUUCCAUCCCCAACCCAUGGAUCCGCUCCUACACCUUCACUGGGAGAGAAGAAUGGGAGGUAAAUCCAUUCUACUGUGACACAAUUAAACAGCUAUAUCCUUACAACUCCGGGAACAGGCUGCUUAAUAUCAUUGACAUGGCCAUAUUGGACUUCCUCACAGGAAAUAUGGACCGGCAUCACUAUGAAAUCUUCACCAAGUUUGGAGAUGAUGGUUUUCCACUUCACAUUGACAAUGCCAGAGGAUUUGGAAGGCACUCCCAUGAUGAGAUGUCAAUCUUAGCCCCGUUGACCCAAUGCUGCAUAAUCAAGAUGUCUACCUUGCUGCGCUUGAAGCUGCUGUCUGAGGAGGAGUUCAGGCUGAGCGAUGUGAUGCGCGAGUCCCUGGGGAGAGACGCCCUCAGGCCCAUUCUGACAGAGCCCCACCUGCUGGCCCUGGACCGCCGCCUGCAGCGCGUCCUCCGCGUGGUGCACAAGUGCGUCAAGAAGCUGGGUGAGCCGCAGGUGGUGGCCGUGGACUUCGUGGAAUCUCGCAGGACGACGACCGGGCCUGCUGGUGGCAGGUAGCACAGGGCGUCAACACAGGAGAGAGGGAUGCGGAUUCCGUCAGGUCAGGAAGGGACCAAAAACGAUAAAGCACUGGAUUAAGACUUUUUCCCCCACUCACAAACCAUUCUUAACUACAACCCUGUAUGAAUGUGAUAGAUUAAAUGCAAUUUAUCAAUUAUUUUCCCAUAAUAAACAGAUGUCUGGUUUACA